This is a messenger RNA of Ficedula albicollis (Collared flycatcher), 891 nucleotides long. Its product is annotated as class II histocompatibility antigen, B-L beta chain-like. Gene Ontology annotation, molecular function: MHC class II protein complex binding. Gene Ontology annotation, cellular component: membrane; MHC class II protein complex. Gene Ontology annotation, biological process: immunoglobulin production involved in immunoglobulin-mediated immune response; peptide antigen assembly with MHC class II protein complex; positive regulation of T cell activation. The record is from RefSeq and is a predicted model, not a curated record. NCBI's taxonomy places the organism in Eukaryota, Metazoa, Chordata, Aves, Passeriformes, Muscicapidae. The transcript has 5 exons. Bases 1 to 891 code for a protein of 296 amino acids.
AUGGAGCGUGUGGCGGCAGCUGGGGCCGUGUUGGUGCCACUGGUGGUGCUGGGAGUCUUCUUGGCUGCGGGCGCGGAGCUCUCCGAGGUGUUCCAGGAGAUGGUUAAGUCCGAGUGUCACUUCAUUAAUGGCACCAGCCGGGUGAGGUUCGUGAAGAGAUUCGUCUACAACCGGGAGCAGUACGUGCACUUCGACAGCGAUGUGGGGCACUUUGUAGGGGACAGCCCAUAUGGGGAGAAGGUUGCCAGGUACUGGAACAGAGACCCGGAAUGGAUGGAGUACAGACGGGAUGCGGUGGACAGGCACUGCCGGCACAACUACGAGUUGUCCAGCCCGUUCCUCGUGGAGCGCAGAGUGCCCCCCAGUGUGUCCAUCUCGCUGGUGCCCUCGAGCUCCCAGUCUGGCCCCGGCCGCCUGCUCUGCUCCGUGAUGGAUUUCUACCCUGCCGAGAUCCAGGUGAGGUGGUUCCAGGGCCAGCAGGAGCUCUCGGAGCACGUGGUGGCCACUGACGUGGUCCCCAACGGGGACCUGACCUACCAGGUCCUGGUGCUGCUGGAAACCCCCCCGCGGCGCAGAGUCAGCUACACCUGCCAGGUGGAGCACGUCAGCCUGGAGCACCCCCUGAGGCGGCAAUGGGAGAUGCAGCUGAACGCCACCCGCAGCAAGGUGCUGAUGGGGAUUGGGGGCUCCGUGUUGGGCUUCGUCUUCUUCGCUUUGUGCCUUGGCUUCUACCUGCACAAGAAGCUCCUGAGCCUGCAGCAGCCUCCCCAUGGCCUCGGGCCUGGCCGGGACCCCCCGCUCUGUCCCCGCGCUGAUUUUGGGGGAGUCGUGUGUCCCCCCAACCCCGCUGUCACUCUGCCCCCGCCCAGCUGCUCCCAGUGUUCCCAGUAA